This is a messenger RNA of Poecilia reticulata (guppy), 3410 nucleotides long. It is a transcript of the gene mios, whose product is annotated as missing oocyte, meiosis regulator, homolog (Drosophila). Gene Ontology annotation, molecular function: protein binding. Gene Ontology annotation, biological process: cellular response to amino acid starvation; positive regulation of TORC1 signaling. The record is from RefSeq and is a predicted model, not a curated record. Lineage: Eukaryota; Metazoa; Chordata; Actinopteri; Cyprinodontiformes; Poeciliidae. Gene Ontology annotation, cellular component: cytoplasm.
GUCACACAACACGGACUUGUUUUGGUGUAACCCACAACAUCUUCGCGGUGCUGCAACCUUCCUUCUGGAGACAUGUGUGCAUCAAAACGUAAAACUUCCUGUAGUUUAGUCGCUCUCGGUGCUGCAGAAGACGGACUCUCCUGAAAUCCUCCUCACUGCUUCUCCAUCAUGAGUGGCUCAAAGCCGGACAUCCUGUGGUCUCCUCACCACCCGAACCGCUACGUCAUCUGCGACUCUGAGCUGGGCCUGUACAGCAUCGGACCUGUGGGCAGCACCGAAACAAAACCCGGCACUCUCUCCCUCUCUGAGGAAACUGCUGCUACAUUACUAGCCAUAAAUUCUGACACUCCAUACAUGAAAUGUGUGGCCUGGUACCCAAAACAUGAGCCUGAAUGUUUGCUGGCUGUGGGACAAGCUAACGGCAGAGUCGUGCUCACCAGUUUGGGCCAGAACCACAACUCUACGUGUAAAGAGCUGGUGGGAAAAGAGUUUGUGCCCAAGCAUGCCCGGCAGUGCAACACGUUGGCCUGGAACCCGGUGGACAGCAACCUACUGGCAGCUGGGCUGGAUAAGCACCGUGCAGACUUCUCUGUCCUCAUAUGGGAUAUCAGCAGCAAAUUUGCCCCAGAAACCAGCGUAGCAGCUGAGAAAAUCCGCCUCUCGUCUGUCGAUCUGGACUCCAGCACGGUGGUGACCAAGCCGCUGUAUGAGCUGGGCCAAAACGACGCCUGCCUGUCCCUCUGCUGGCUGCUUCGAGACACAAAGCUGCUCUUGGCUGGCAUGCACAGAAACCUCGCAAUAUUUGAUCUGAGGAACACGAGCCAGAAAACGUUUGUGAACACUAAGGCCAUCCAGGGGGUGACGGUCGAUCCGCACUUUCCCGACCGCGUGGCGUCCUUCUUUGAAGGCCAGGUAGCCAUUUGGGACCUGAGGAAGUUUGAGAAGCCGGUGCUGACCCUCACAGAACAGCCGAAACCUCUCACUAAGGUGGCGUGGUGUCCGACUCGCACCGGCCUUCUGGCGACACUGACGCGCGACAGCAACAUCAUCCGCCUGUACGACAUGCAGCACACUCCCACCCCCAUCGGCGACGAGACGGAGCCCACCAUCAUCGAGCGAAGCGUGCAGCCCUGCGACAGCCAGAUCGGCAGCUUCGCCUGGCACCCCUCCUCCCAGAACCGCAUGGUGGUGGUCUCCGCUGCCAACCGGGUCAUGACUGACUUCACCGUGUUCGAGCGCAUCUCUCUGGCCUGGAGCUCCACGGCGUCGCUCAUGUGGGCCUGCGGCCGACACCUGUACAGCUGCGUCGAGGACGAGGCCGAAGGGACGGACGGUGCAGCCGAGAAGGACAUCGCCACCAAGAUGAGGGAGCGCGCUCAGUCCAGGUACGGACACGACACCGUCCAGGUCUGGAGGAACCACCUGCUGGCCGGAGGGAGCGACCCGCAGCUCAGGUCUUUAUGGUUCGACCUGUUCUAUAUGAAGCAGUGUUCAGAGGACGCGGAGCUGAAACUGCAGGGAAACAAGCAGUUUGCGGUUUAUUCCGGCAUCAAGAACAUUGUGAAGACGAGCUCGGGCACGACGGAGAGCCGCAGGUGCUGGAGCGGCUCGGACCGGCAGACGGACGUAACCCGCUUCCAGAGCGACGAGCGUUGUCUCGCCCUGCGGCUCUGCGGAUGGAUCAGCCGCGGUCCCGACAUCGACGUGGAAACCUUCCUGCGUUCUCUGGAGCAGGAACGCGAGUGGGAGCGAGCGGCGGCCAUCGCUCUCUUCAACCUGGAUAUCCGCCGCGCCAUCCAGAUCCUCAGCAAGGGAGCCGUCACCGAAAAAGGCGACCUGAACCUGAACGUUGUUGCCAUGGCGCUGUCGGGCUACACCGACGAGAAGUCGUCCCUGUGGAGGGAGAUGUGCAGCUCUCUGAGGCUGCAGCUGAAGAACCCCUACCUCUGCGUCAUGUUCGCCUUCCUCACCAGUGAGCCUGGAGCCUACGACGGCGUGCUGUAUGAGAGCAAAGUUGCCGUCCGGGACAGAGUCGCCUUCGCCUGCAUGUUUCUCAGCGAUGCUCAGCUGCCUCGUUACAUCGACAAACUGACCGCUGAGAUGAAGGAGGCAGGAAACCUGGAGGGAAUCCUGCUGACCGGACUCACUAAAGAUGGCGUCGAUCUGAUGGAGAGCUACGUGGACCGGACCGGGGACGUCCAGACCGCCAGCUUCUGCAUGCUGAAGGGCUCCCCUGGCGACGUGUUGAAAGACCCUCGGGUCCAGUGCUGGAUCGAAAACUACCGCAACCUGCUGGACGCAUGGAGGUUCUGGCACAAACGGGCCGAGUUUGACAUCCUCAGGGGCAAACUGGACCCCAGCUCCAAACCUCUAGCUCAGGUGUUUGUGAGCUGUAAUUUCUGCGGGAAGUCCAUCUCCUACAGCUGCUCUGCGAUGCCUCAUCAGGGCCGGGGCUUCAGCCAGUACGGGGUCAGCGGGUCACCCACCAAAUCAAAAGUCACCAGCUGUCCUGGCUGCAGGAAGCCUCUGCCGCGCUGUGCGCUCUGCCUCAUGAACAUGGGCACACCUGUUUCCAGCUGCUCAGGAACUGGAAAGUCGGAUGAGAAAAUGGACUUAACAAGGGAGAACAAACUCGCCCAGUUCAACAACUGGUUCACCUGGUGUCACAACUGUCGACAUGGUGGGCAUGCUGGUCACAUGCUGAGCUGGUUCAGAGACCACACAGAGUGCCCGGUGUCGGCCUGUGCGUGUAAAUGCAUGCAGCUGGACACCACAGGGAACCUGGUGCCGGCAGACAGCAGCUAAACGGGACACGCGUGUCGGAAACCGAAGCUAAACACGAGCCGGGAGCCAACGGGUGCAGACCGGCUGCUGCGCCGCCACACCAGCGAGCGUCGGCGACGACCCGCUCUGAAGACGCUGCUUGGAUAGAAAGUUACUCUGCAAAAACACAAAAUCUAACCAAGAGCUUUUGUCUAGUUUCUUCUGCAAAUAUCCUAGUAUGUUUGAAAUUAAACCAAACUACCAAGUAACUUUUUAGCAAGUAAUAGCAGCUCGUUUAAGUCAAUAAUUCCUUAGAACUGAUGAAAAAUCUUAGAAUCUGCCAGAGGAACUAAUACUUUUUCAAAAAUAUUAAGGAAUUAUUGACUUAAAACUUACAAGUUACUUGUAAGUUAGUUUUGUCUUAUUUCAAAUCUACUAAGAUAUUUGCUCUAGAAACUAAACAAAAACAUGAAUAUGUUUGUUAUUUGGAGUGAUGCAGUUAAGCAUUAGUCUAGGGAAUGUUGUCUAUAUGAAGAAGGGAAUCAAAGUGUGGGUAAUGAUUUGACUAACCAUGUUAACGAGAGAAAGGGAGCAACUACUAAUUUACUGCUCUACUAAUAAAAAUCACUCUCAGGAGAAUCUCACAA